Patiria miniata (bat star) is the source of this 1530-nucleotide messenger RNA. RefSeq names its product stomatin-like. Gene Ontology annotation, cellular component: plasma membrane. Lineage: Eukaryota; Metazoa; Echinodermata; Asteroidea; Valvatida; Asterinidae. The record is from RefSeq and is a predicted model, not a curated record. The coding region runs from base 246 to 1103 and encodes 285 amino acids. The transcript is spliced from 6 exons.
CGGUUUCCGCAAUGCAUGCAACGUUGUAUGCGUGCUGUUACACGUACGUACUAAUGUACACACGCGUCACGAGGGUUGAUUUUCCAGUCUAAUUUAUCAAGCAGCAACAAAAUUUUGCAAGAGCUAGCUAGCUCUAGUUGAAAGGUCAUUCACAAAAUACGCACCAAGUCGAGUACAGUCGAGUUGUUUAGUACGUGUAUUGAUCACAAAAAAACUGGGAAGUGUUAGGUUAAGAAUUCGCCGAAAUGGAGAUAGAUGGUGCAAAAAACAGCAGGAGUGCAGAGCAGCGGACGAGACUGUACCAAGCUGAGAGAAAUGAACCUGAAGGCAUGUCAUUCUGUACCUGGAUUCUCUGGUUUGUCUCUUUACUGUGCAUCCUUUUGACAUUUCCCAUCUCGAUCUGGUUUUGCUUCAAGACCGUUGCAGAGUAUGAACGGGCAAUCCUGUUUCGAGUUGGUCGUCUGUUGCCGGGAGGACCCAAGGGCCCUGGUCUGUUCUUCAUCCUCCCCUGCAUCGAUGAGAUACGCGUCGUCGAUCUUAGGACGCUCUCCUUUGAUGUGCCACCGCAAGAGGUCCUCUCUAAAGACAGUGUGACCGUCACUGUGGACGCAGUGGUGUACUUCCGCGUGCAAGACCCCACGAUGGCUAUUAUCAACGUGGAGAACUACAAGCGCUCCACGGAGCUGCUUGCUGCCACCACCCUGCGUAACGUCUUGGGCACCAAGACCCUGGCUGAGGUGUUGAGCCACCGCGACGAGAUCAGCAACACCCUGCAGUCGCUGUUGGAUGACGCCACCGAUCCCUGGGGCGUCAAAGUGGAGAGAGUUGAGAUUAAGGACGUGCGCCUUCCAAGACAGAUGCAGCGUGCCAUGGCCGCUGAGGCUGAAGCGUCCAGGGAGGCCCGUGCAAAGGUGAUUGCUGCGGAGGGUGAGCAGAAUGCCUCCCGUGCCCUGAAGGAGGCUGCUGACAUCAUCGCCGAGUCGCCCAACGCCCUGCAGCUCCGGUACCUCCAGACCCUCCAGACCAUCUCCGCCGAGAAAAACUCCACCAUCGUGUUCCCGUUGCCCAUUGAUCUGCUCGCCGGAUACUUGGACAGGAAGUAGCCAAUAGUUUCCUGACAAGGAAACGAGAGUGGUUUGGUAGACGCCUCCAACCGUUAACACAUCAGUUUAAAUACGGGGAAAAGAUCACUGGGCUCAGCUUCAUACAUUAACUUGUCUCUUUUCGUUGUGAUGAAAUGUCUGAAAAUGUAAAAACUGGUCUUAAAUGGGCACUGAUGUGCAAAUUUCAGACAUUAUGUCUUGAAGACACUUCAGAGACGUUUGGGUUCAUAGCCUCAAAAGAACGUCACAAGUCAAUCAAAGGUCAUCCAGUUCGGAGUUGAGUCACAAGAUAUUUCAAAUUUCACAUUUCUGUGAUCUUGUUGUUUAUCCGCAUUGUGACCAGACUUGCCAUGGACUUGUGAUGGACUUAACUACAGGGUGGUGCAAAAAGAAGAAAACCCACUUUUGACAGCAAUUUUCACCUACU